Phasianus colchicus (ring-necked pheasant) is the source of this 3358-nucleotide messenger RNA. RefSeq names its product POC1 centriolar protein A (gene POC1A). Gene Ontology annotation, cellular component: centriole; ciliary basal body. Lineage: Eukaryota; Metazoa; Chordata; Aves; Galliformes; Phasianidae. Gene Ontology annotation, biological process: cilium assembly. Gene Ontology annotation, molecular function: protein binding. The record is from RefSeq and is a predicted model, not a curated record.
UUCUGCCACACCUGCGGUUAGGCAGAGCACAUUAGAAAAACAAUGAACAAAAAUCACUUACAUUACCAAAACCAAACAAAAAUCACAAUUUUGGGUACAGAAAAAGAUUAGUUUUAAAAAGGGGUAGGGCUUAUCUGGUGAGGACCUGUUACUCAGCUGUGAUCUGAGCCUCUGCACAGGAACUGCUGGGAUCAGCAGUGCCCUGAGGCAUGGAGCAGGUGUUUGCAGUUGGGCUCUUGUAGAGGGGCCUCUGGUCCCCACUUUCUAGGUUCCUCAGGGACAAGGCAGUGGACAGGAUCCUUACAAACCCAGGAGUAAAAAUGAUGAGGAGCUGCCAAAGUUGCAGCCCCCUCUGAUCAGAGUUGGCUGCAGAUGUCUUGGGAAAGUUUAUUUGUGGCAUGGAUCAGCACAAGGGAAAUGUGAAAUUAGAGAACUGAAGGAGAAAGUGGUGUGAGGAAGAGCAGUGUGCUCCCAGAUUAUCUCUGCAUGGAGGAGGCAUAUGGUGGGGGACAGAGCAAGUGAUGCAUGACUGAUAAGCAUGGCUGACCUGGUUUGUGCAGCCCCCAGGCUUGAGCUGUUGCUUCUUGGGAGGAGGUGCAGGCAGGCUAGAGCACAGCCUUCCUUUAAUCAUCACAAGGGUGAUGAUGUGGAGUCUGCUGAUCAGUAGCUAUUGCACGCUGUGGGCCUGCACUGCAAGGCCAAGCCUUGUGGGGAAGGCAGAUGUGUGGGGGUUCAAGCUGCAGUAUCCUCAUGGGCUGUCCUAGGGAGGUGGUAGUGGGUGCCUCAAAGCUGCACCUGUGAUAUGGCUGUGUCCCCGCAGGGUAGUGAUAGGUCCCAGGAGCAGUUUGGGGUUCAGCUAUGUGUGGUGCAGCAGGGGAGGACUUGGGACAGGGCAGCCAGUCCUGCAAGCACGGCAGCACCGCUGCAGCACCUGCUGUGCUGCCCCGUCCCCUUGCCAUAGCAGUUGAAUCAAACAACGCUCUUGAACAUUUCUGUGUCAAGAAAAAAAUCCAAAGACUGAAAGGGAGGGUUGUGUUCCAGAAAUGAUGGUUUGCACUUCAGGACGGGGCUUUAGAAUUUAAAGCUGGGGUUUUGGACUCCCCCGUUCAGGGGCUGCUGGAUCCCAAAAUGAUGCUUUGAUCCCUCAGAAUGGGUACUUGGACCAUAAAAGGAGGCUCUGAGCCCUAUUUUUCAGGCCCUGUCUGAUAGAAUGGGGAUUAGGGAACUUAAAAAGAUGGGUCUUUUCUCUUUGGACCCUAAAAAGUUGACUUUGCAGCUUAAAGUGAAACUGUGGGGCCUAAAAAUCAGACAUUACACUCUGAGAAUGACAGCCUGGGCUGUAGAGCUGUUAUCAACCAAUAUCAGAGCUGAGAGUACAAGCAAAUGACAGCUUUUGGUUCAGAAUGGAGUCUUGGGGCCCUGACGGCAAGAGUUUGGUCACUAAGGCCUGAGGGUCCUGCCGAGCAAAAGAUUUGCUAUCACAGACAGAGGCUUGAGACCCGAAAACAAAGUUUGGAAUCUGGAAACGAGACAUUGUAAAAACCAUAGAAAGGAAAGAGCUUUGAGAGCCUGGAGAUGGGGUAUCCGCACCCUAAAAUAGGCCUUAUGACACUGAAGAGGAUUAUUUGUAACUGAAACGGAGGAUCUGGGUCCUGAACAGCAGGCUCUGGGAACUAAGAACCAUAGAAUCGUUUCGGUUGGAAAGAUUUGCUUAAAACCCGUGGGGCUUCAGGGAGGCUCCAGACGGAAGAGUCCAACCCGGCCCUCACAGACGCUUUAUGCUACCUCAGGCAGCUUCCCGCCCACCCCAUCCCGCUCAGCCGCGAGCAGCGGCGGGCCCGGCGCCGCCCCUUCAGCGAGGAGGCGGGAUGAGACCUCCGUGCCGCCGGAGGGCGCUCGACCGCCGCCUGUGACCGCGCGCGGCUCCGUUACUACGGGGGGCGGGAAGGAGGCGAAAACAAACGGCAGCGCGCGGGAGGGCGGCAUGGCUGCUGGCGGAGCGGAUGAUCCGUCCCUAGAGAGGCAUUUCAAAGGCCACAGAGAUGCAAUCACUAGUGUGGACUUCAGUCUCAAUAAGAAACAAUUGGCAAGUGGCUCAAUGGAUUCAUGCCUGAUGAUCUGGAGUAUGAAACCUCAGAUGAGAGCCUAUCGCCUUGUGGGACACAAAGAUGCAGUGAUGUGUGUUCAGUUUUCCCCUUCUGGCCACCUUGUAGCUUCGGGCUCCAGAGAUAAAACAGUCUGCUUAUGGGUUCCCAGCACCAAAGGAGAAUCUACUGUGUUCAAGGCUCACACAGCAACUGUAAGAAGUGUUCAUUUCUCCAGCGAUGGCCAGUCCUUAGUUACAGCUUCUGAUGACAAAACAAUCAAAGUGUGGACAGUUCACAGGCAGAAGUUUUUGUUCUCACUCAAUCAACACAUAAAUUGGGUUCGUUGUGCCAGAUUCUCUCCUGAUGGACGAUUAAUAGCAUCAGCUAGUGAUGAUAAAACUGUCAAACUGUGGGAUAAAACUAGCAGAGAAUGUAUACAUUCCUUCUGUGAGCAUGGGGGGUUUGCAAAUCACGUGGAGUUUCAUGCCAGUGGUACGUGCAUUGCUGCAGCUGGUACAGAUAACACUGUGAAGGUGUGGGAUGUUAGGAUGAACAGACUCCUCCAACAUUAUCAAGUGCACACUGCUGCGGUAAACAGUCUGUCCUUUCACCCCUCUGGAAAUUACCUGAUUACUGCUUCCAAUGAUUCAACUCUCAAAAUUCUGGACUUGCUCGAAGGAAGACUUCUGUAUACUCUCCAUGGUCACCAGGGUCCAGCCACCUGUGUAGCAUUUUCCAGAACAGGAGACUUCUUUGCUUCUGGAGGAUCUGAUGAGCAGGUGAUGGUAUGGAAGACUAAUUUCAAUGCAGCAGAUUACAGUGAAGUUCUGAAAUCUCACAAGUCUGGUGCUAAUGUGGAUGGGACCCAUCACAGUCUGCUAUCGGAAAUGGAUUGUGGUGUUCAUCUUAAGAAAACAAAAUCUCAGGAUACUGGUAGGAACCAUGAACGGCAAGAGGAGGAUGUCCAUAUUGCAGAUACCUUGGAGCAUAUUAUAGGACAGCUGGAUGUUCUGACUCAGACAGUUUCCAUCCUGGAGCAGAGGCUGACCCUCACGGAGAACAAGCUGAAGGAGUUUCUGGAGAACCAGCAGAAAAUCAUUGAGAACAAAGAGAAUUGAGUUUGUGAAAGAGGAGCACUGCUGAAGGCUCUUGGAGGUUGCAGGGGUUUGUAUUCCUAACAGACUGGGUGACUUUAAUGAUUUGGAGAGUAAUCAAUUUUUAAUUCAUAUGUACAGUUACUGUAUCUGUAAAUACAAAGCUUUGUAACUUUA